Molecule: messenger RNA, 936 nt
Organism: Aethina tumida (small hive beetle)
Lineage: Eukaryota; Metazoa; Arthropoda; Insecta; Coleoptera; Nitidulidae
Product: E3 ubiquitin-protein ligase COP1
Exons: 6
Coding region: 115-771 (218 amino acids)
Biological process (GO): protein ubiquitination; interstrand cross-link repair
Cellular component (GO): nucleus
Molecular function (GO): ubiquitin protein ligase activity
Source: RefSeq, a predicted model, not a curated record
AUAGCUGUGCCUUACACGUCACACCGCUGCUCCAAAAAAACUUUUCAUGUAUUAACUCCUUUCUUUUAUUUUAUUCCGAAUUAUCCCGCUUGUGUCGAGCCCCCAAAAGUCACGAUGAGUUGUCAAAUAUGUCGAGCGCCAUUUACGAAAGAUUCGGAUGUUGCCAGUACCCCAUGUGGACAUCUCUUUGAUUACAAUUGCAUUGUAGAAAUACUCGAAACAACGGAAAGAUGUCCAAAAUGUGACAUAAUAUGUACUAGUGACACUUUACUCAAAGUGUACAUUAGUUUUCACGUUUUCGAAGACCCAGAGGAGCAGGAAGAGGAAAUUGGGCAGAUGAAAGAACAACUCGACACUAAAUCUAAUUCUCUUAGGGAUCUGAGAAGGGAGUACAUAGAUGCGCGCAUGAUAUGUAAUGAUCAGAUUAAUGAAAUUAAACAAAUGGAGUUGCAACGUGAACUGGCGGUGCAAGGUGUCAACAAUAUGAAAGAAGAUAUACUUUCUUUAAAAUAUACGGUUUCCAGAAAAAAAAAAUCAAUUACGUUUAAUGUCCAUGAAGGUGUGGCAGCAAGACGCUUAUUGUUUAGACACUCUAGAAUACGGCAGCUUCAUAGAAGGGUUAUGAGAAAUCUUAAUGGCCAAAUUAAUCACGUAGUCAAUACAUACGAAGACUUUAAACGUAAUCAAAAUAGAGAAAAAAUCUAUUUGGAAACCAAACUAAGGGCAUAUAAGAGAAAACUAGAAAUGUUUGAAGCGGCCAGUCGCAUUUAAGUUAGUUCGAAACAUGGUCUUCCAUCUGAAGCUGCCAGAGGAUUAGGCCCAAUUUGACUGUUUCCAAUGUAAUAACUUGUUUUUCUUCUGUGUAGAGUGAAUAUAGUUUAGUUUAAAUUUGUAAUUUUUAACAUUUCAAAUAUAGAUUUUUGGAUGUUCCACUUA